Molecule: messenger RNA, 2109 nt
Organism: Hansenula ciferrii
Lineage: Eukaryota; Fungi; Ascomycota; Saccharomycetes; Phaffomycetales; Wickerhamomycetaceae
Exons: 1
Coding region: 1-2109 (702 amino acids)
Source: RefSeq, a predicted model, not a curated record
AUGCAUUUGAUAGCUAUCACUGUUAUUAAAUGGGAGUUUUGUAUUCCAAGAAGAAGUUUAGACUCCGAGAUUGUUAAAAGGCUUCACUUGAAGAAAGAUGAAAGACCAAGAUACUUUAGUUCAUUAUGGAAACUCUAUGUCGCUGUUCAAAUAGUUUAUGAACCCAUUUCAAAUAAUGCUCCCAAGACUGCCGGUGGUCAUAAAGUGUCCAAUACAUCCAUUUCUGAUAAUGGGAUAAUAUUUAGUGAUGCGUUUAAAGCUAUUCGUUUCCAAUCUGUUGGUGAGAUAAAAGACGAUGAAUUUGCUCGGAAUAUUUUAGAGCUAGAGCUGUUUAUUGAAUAUUCAUUAAACAAAAUUGCUGAACUGGAUUCCGUCGACGUGCUAUAUCAACUGCUAAAUACUUUGGACAUCCUCCAUACUGAUAAUUUGCUUUACAGUGGACUAUCUUCAAAUUCGAAAAAGUAUAGACAAGAUGCCAUGAACAGUUUCAUAAUCACACCAAUCAUCCGUUUCAUCAGGAAGCUACUUUGGGUUCAUGCUUUUUAUAAUAUUCAACCUAGAAGUACAGAUACGAGAAAGAAAACACGUCCAAGUGUCAUUUGGGAUUCUUUAAACACUUCUGGUGAACCAUACCCCAAAACUCUAAGAGAUGAAGAAAUGUUCCAUUUACACGCACCAGAUUUUUUAAUUACACUGCGUCACUCAAAUGCUUCAACAACACCCGUUUGUGGAAUAGAUUUAGAAGGUAGUGAACUUCAUGGGGAGCUUGAAUUGAAUGAACAUGAUAAUUUCACCAAUUUAUCAAAAGUUUUUCGUCGGAUUGCUCCAAAGCAAUUAUUAAAUAAGUUUAGUAGCUACAUAAUUAGUGAUUUCACUAAUAGCAUAUAUUUUGAAUAUCCAUUAGGUACUGGUGAAUGGUGGAGUGAUAAUGAAGAAGAUGUUUAUAUAACUGGUGCACCUUUGAGGUUUAAAUUGUUGAACAGCAAUGGUGAUACUUCAGCUGAUAGUAUUUCAUUACAGCUUUUGUUGAUGUUAAAACUUUAUGACACAAUUAGAAGAGUGCUACCCAUGGAUACAUGGUUAAAAGACUUCAAUGGUACAGAUAUAUUAAAUAAAAUAUCAUAUAGAUUAUUGGACGAAGGGUGUAAUGAAGAUGUUUUCAAUCCAUUUAUUAUCUCACAGUUCAGAUAUGGGUUUAAGAAGAAUGUUGCAGUGGAAAAGAUGGAAAAACCUCUAAAAAGUCAUUUAGGAUAUGUAACAAAUGAUACCGGAAACGGUCGAAAAAGGUUAACAGUUGAACAGCUAUUAUUCAAUGAUACAUCACUUUCUGAGGGCAUCACAAGCGGAAGUGACAGGGAUUUCGAUACAAAGAAGUUAUUUCCUACCCAUGCCAACUUAAAGAUUUCAAAUUAUACACUUUUGAGUGAAUAUUCAAACAACAGAGGUACAAAACUUAUAGUUGAAGGCCCUGAUCUAUUUAAAGGCAAUACAAACGUUUCGAAUAAAGUGUUUUUCAAAAUGUUUGAUUUGGCCAAUUCAAGAUAUCUUCAUGAGUAUGUGAUCGAUGUUGGCAUGCCAUAUACUGAAGAACAAUAUGAAAAGUUUACCGAUUCAGAAAUUAACAUAAUGAGCUCACUGAAAGAAUACUCCAAAGAUUUCAAAGACAUCGUGGGAAGCAUAAAGAAAAGUUAUAUUAGAGAAGUCACGGCUUUGAGAAGAAUAAAUCAAUGGAAUUCGACACAUGGUAUCGAAGAACAAGUUAAUUCACCUAGAUUACUACAGUAUGGAUGGGCCAAUCUUGAAUUAUUGACAGAAGAUGGUCAACUUCAUUAUUCUUAUUGGGGACCUUUUAUUUGUACCGAGUGCUUUGAGUUUAUAAAUGAUAAUGAACUUGAGAAUCAUCCAAAGCGUAUUAAGAAUUUGAGGAAUCAAGUCAAACUUCUUUCAAACGCAGGAAUCUCACACAAUGAUUUAAGAGAGGACAAUAUAUGCUUUGAUCAAUCUGAUGUGGCAUACUUGGUUGAUUUUGACCACAGUAUUGUUGAUGGUAAUAAGUAUCUUGAAAAGUAUGACUUUGAGAGAAUUGAUCCACAUGAGAAAUGCUGCUAG